This is a messenger RNA of Sorex fumeus (smoky shrew), 3766 nucleotides long. It is a transcript of the gene GEMIN4, whose product is annotated as gem nuclear organelle associated protein 4. The transcript is spliced from 2 exons. Gene Ontology annotation, cellular component: SMN complex. Gene Ontology annotation, biological process: spliceosomal snRNP assembly; rRNA processing. The record is from RefSeq and is a predicted model, not a curated record. Bases 46 to 3222 code for a protein of 1058 amino acids. Lineage: Eukaryota; Metazoa; Chordata; Mammalia; Eulipotyphla; Soricidae.
CGCGUGCGGGGGAGGGGCGGCCGCGCCGCCUCCAGCGUCGCCGCCAUGGACCUAGGACCCUUGAAUAUCUGUGAAGAAAUGACAAUACUGCAUGGGGGCUUCUUGCUGGCUGAGCAGCUGUUCCACCCUAAAGUCCUGUCCGAACUGACCAAAUCAGACUGGGAGCAUGUUGGGCGGCCGAUUGUGGAGGCCUUGAAGGAGAUCUCGGCCAUAGCAGACUCGCAGCCGUGUACCUGGAAGAAGAAGGCUCUGAUUGUCAUCUGGACCAAGGUUCUUCAGCCCUCUCCUGCCAGCCCUUCUGACACUGAAACUCGCUGGCAGGAAGAUGUAUUCUUCUCGGUGGGCAACAUGAUCCCGACCAUCAACCACACGGUCCUUUUUGAGCUGCUCAAAUCCUUGGAAGCUUCCGGACUCUUCAUCCAGCUCCUGAUGGCCCUGCCCAACACCAUCUGCCGCUCGGAGCUGGAGCACUUUCUGGAGCACAUGCGCACUGACACUUCUUCACAGGACGUGGCCUUCUUCCUCGAUGUCUGGUGGGAGAUGAUGAAACACAAGGGCAACCAGCAGGACCCCCUGCUCUCCCAGUUUCGGGCCAUGGCCCAUCAGUAUGUCUCAGCAGCCGAUGAGUUCUCCCACCCGCCGAAGAGGUUUAAGUCGGACCCGGAUGUGAGUCCCACCAUGCCCUUGCUGGCCAUGCUGCUCAGCGGGCUGAAGCAAAUCCAGAGCAGCAUCUUGUGCCCCAGGAUGAAGUGCUGCGCCCUGGCCAACCUGGCUGACAUGCUCACCGUCUUUGCCCUGACGGAGGACGACCCCCAGGAAGUGUCGGCCACUGUGUAUCUAGACAAACUGGCCACAGUGAUCUCCGUGUGGAACUCGGACACUCAGAACCCAUACCACCAGCAGGCGCUCGCGGAAAAGGUGAGGGAGGCGGAGCGGGACGUCAGCCUGACCUCUCUGGCCAGGCUCCCCAACGAGACCGUCUUCAUGGGGUUCGAGUUCAUACGCGGCCUGCUGGGGGAGUGGGGGGAGGAGCUGCAGGCCCUGCUCGACAGCAGCCAGGGCACCAGCUAUGACAGCUACCGGCUCUGCGACAGUCUCACUUCCUUCAGCCAGAACCUGAAGCUGUUCCUGGACAACGCCACCUUGUCCAAGGAGGAGCGGCAAGUGGUCUCAGAGCUGGCGGAGUGUGUGGCGGACUUCCUGAAGAAAACGGCCAGGGUCCUGAAGCACAAAGGCUUUGAGAAGGAUAUCACGGCUGCCAUCGCCAUGGCCAUAAUUGAGCAGAAGAUGGACCGGCACAUGGAAGUGUGCUACAUUUUUGCUUCGGAGAAGAGAUGGGCCUUCUCCCCCGAGUGGCUGACCUGUCUCGUGAACAACCAGGCCCUCUUCCAAGAGCCAGCGUUGGUGCUGAUGCUGCUAGAGACGGUGAUUGAGGUCAGUGUGGCAGACCGAGCCAUCCCUGAAUCUCAGGUCAAGCAAGUCAUCACCUUGAUUCUGGGAUGUUAUGCCAGCCUGUCGCUGCCUGAUAAAAACAAAGUCCUCUCCGGCGUCCUGUCUUCCUGGGGCUGGGAGGGGCUCUCUGCAAAGUUGUCGGUUUACUUGGAGGGGUUUCAGGAUGACCUCAAUGUGACUUUUAACCAGCUUGUACAGAGCCCCUCCGAGCAAGGCUUGGCCAAAGCGGUAGCGUCUGUGGCCCGCCUGCUGAUUCUGAGCCCAGAGGUGACGGUGAAGAAGAUGUGUGUCAUGGCUGUCAGCCAUCUCGGUGCCCACAGGUUCCUGGCCCAGAUUCUCACCUCCUUCCCUGCGCUCAAGUGCUCGCGAGAGCAGGAUGCAAGUCCAGACUCCACACUCGUAGUGUCAUGCCUCAAAGAAGCCGUCUGGGGGAAGCUGGCGACACCCAAGGAAGAAAAGCAGUUCUUGGAGCUCGUAAACUGCCUGAUGAACCCCGUGAAGCCACAGGGGAUUCCUGUGGCCACUCUCCUGGAGCCAGAUGAGGUGCUGAAAGCAUUCGUCCUGCCUUUCUUGAUGCUCGAUGUCAAAGAGGUGGAGCUGAGCGUGAAGAUCUUCAUCCAGAGCCUAGAAGCCAACGCAUGCCUAGAGGAAUAUUGGCUCCAGACCUGCUCCCCAUUUCCCCUCAUCUUCAGCGUCUGCCAGCUCCUGGAUGGCUUUAGCAAAUACUGGCAGCUGCCCAAGGAGAAGCGGUGCCUCUCCCUGGACGGGAAGGAUCAGGUGAUCCAUAUCCUGGAUCUCCUUUGCGAGGCCGUCUUGGCUAACGUUGAGACCAUCUCCCCAGACACCUGGACCAAGUCCCUGUCAUGGCUCCACCGGAAGCUGGAGCAGCUGGACUGGACAGUGGGCCUGAGACUGAAGAAUUUCUUUGAGGGCCACUUUAAGUGUGAAGUGCCAGCCACACUCUUUGAGAUCUGUAAGCUUUCUGAGGACGAGUGGACCUCACAGGCCCACCCGGGCUACGGGCCGGGCACCGGGCUGCUGGCCUGGAUGGAAUGCUGCUCCAUCUCCAAGGGCAUCUCGGAGCAAAUGCUCUCUCUCUUGGUGAUGGAUUUGAGCAACCCCGAGGAGGUCAGACUAUUCAGCAAGGGCUUUCUGGUGGCUCUGGUGCAGCUGCUGCCAUGGUGCAGCACCCAGGAGUGGCAGUGCCUUCACCAGCUGACCAGGAGGCUGUUGGAGCAGCAGCUCCUGCAUGUCCCAUACAGCCUGGAAUAUAUUCAGUUUGUUCCUCUCCUCAACCUGAAGCCGUUCGCCCAGGAGCUGCAGCUCUCCGUUCUCUUCCUGAGAGUCUUUCAGUUUCUCUGUAGCCAGAGUUGUCGCAAUUGGCUUCCCUUGGAUGGCUGGUGCCAUGUGGUCAAACUCCUUUGUGGCAGCCUGACCAACCUCCUGGACACCAUCAGGUCAAUACAGUCUGCUGGCCCCUGGGCCCAGGGACAUGAGCAUGACCUGACCCAGGAAAGCCUCUUUGUUUACACGCAGGUGUUCUGUCAUGUGCUGCACAUCAUGGCCAUGCUCCACCAAGAUGUGUGUGACCCUCUCUAUGUGUUGGCCCUAGAAAUUCUCACCAGCUACGAAACCCUGAGCAAGACCAACCCUUCAGUGAGCUCCGUGUUCCAGAAGGCCAAUGAGCAGCGCUUCUUAAAGUCCAUCGCGAAGAACAUUACCCCAGAGGAGCGGCGCCAAACUCUGCUGCAGAAGAUCAGCAACUUCUGACCUCUGCAGGUCAGAACCCAGCGGUGCCUCAACUUGGCAGGCUCCACGGGGGCAUAAGCUAAGCAGCUCAGACUUAGUCCUGUGAACCUGGACACAAGCUAAAACGCCAACAGCCAUAACUGCAAAAAAAAAGUUUCUUAGGUAUUUGCUAUAUACAGAGCAUAAUAAAAUUCUCUUGCGUUUCCACUUGUGUCUUGAGUUCAUCAGCCAUGCUAUAGGCUUAGAUGCUCUUGAAACUGGGCUCAGCCCAAGUCAAGGUGGAAGACAGGUUCGUAACUGGACUUCACCCUCAAACUUGGCAGAUGAAACCCAAGUGGGCAAAUCACAGGGAACGACUGUGUGUUCUACACUGAUAACCUCUUCAUAGGGCAUUCUGCGGUACCUUCAAAGGGGCAUCAACUGUGCCAAGAUUUCUAUUUGGCCACCAGUGGGUAGUGAGACUUGUUAUCUCUCUGUAAAAUAGAACUAGUUCAAAAAAAUGAAAUGUCAGAGGGGUAUGUGCUUAAUUAGUAUCAGACACACUGGUGAAGGGUGUCGGGUUGGA